AWCCACCUCCACCCAGUCUWCAGAGGCUCCUGKCACAGAGGAGAACCAGGAGGGCACCCUAAAGCAGAAACGGGAGCGUAAGCCUGGAAAACCAGGGAAAUAUGUGUGCUCUUACUGUGGCCGUGCCUGUGCCAAGCCCAGCGUCCUGCAGAAACACAUCCGCUCCCACACCGGAGAGAGGCCCUACCCCUGUGCUCCCUGCGGAUUUUCUUUCAAGACCAAGAGCAACCUCUACAAGCACCGGAAGUCGCAUACCCACAGGGUGAAGGCCGGCCUCGCCUCUGGAGAGCCCAGUGCUUUAGAAGAACCGGUGCCAGAGUCAGAAGACGAAACUAGACAGCCGUUGUCUGCUGCUUCUUCCAACAUGGAGAGACAAGGCAGCGUAGCCAAUGAGAAGACCCAUGAAGACACUGAGAGGUCUACAGAGCAGUCCAGCGGGAUGGACAACUCCUACGCCGUCAAGAAGAGGCUGGCCAUGCGUUUGAGCCGAGGGAAACGCGGCCCUCUAGGCUCGUCUGACUCGAUCAGUUCCUCGAUGGGUAUGGGGAGUAGAGGCAGCACAGAGUCUGGCUAUUUCUCUCGUUCUGAGAGCACUGAGCAGUCACAGGACAGCCCACCCAACGUAACCAAAAGUGCCAAAAGCUAUGCAGAGAUCAUCCUGGGGAAAUAUGGCCGUCUGGGCCACCUCCAGAGGAUGUCCCGGCAUCAGGACCAGCAGCCUUCUGGAAGCCAGGGACAGCAGGAGAAGAGCAUCCCAUUCACAGUGCCCAAGAAGCAGGUCAUUGACCACAUCACCAACCUCAUCACCAUCAAUGAGGCUGUCGUGGACACAAGUAAGAUCGACAGCGUCAAGCCCAGGAGGUUCUCUCUGUCUAGGAGAAGUAGCACAGAGUCUAAGGUUUCUUUAUCUCUGAAAGAGUCGCCUGUAGUCCACCACAGCACCAACAACCCUGGAGACCCAGGCUUUAAGAGCAGUGGUUCCAUCACUAUGGGUGUUCCGUGUGAGAAGUUUCAUCAUCACCAGUCACUACACGUGGAUUCAACGGCAGGCCAGACAUCCACUUCCAUGGCUCCUCUUCUGAGAAGCCUCUCUAUGCCCUCUGCUGCUAGUUCAACUGAUGCCUCCUCUGGCAUCUGUCCACGAAACUUCCGCCUUAGCCAAUCUUUCGAUGAACGGUCUGAAACACAGUCUCGCCGCAUUGGGAUGCUACGACGCCAGCCUGCUAUCGAACUACCCCCAGGUGCUGAAUUCAAUACAGAGGAACACAGUUUACACAGUAGCUCCGACACGCUCUACAAUCACAAUAUGUCCGUCGUGCCUCCUGACCAUAAGCAAUGUCAACCAGAGCCGUACGAGUGUGAGACCUGUGGCGUUGGAUGUAAGAACUGGGAAGGUUAUAAGGCACACAAGAGAAGUCUUUGUAUAGCACGACUUCCCCAAGAGAGUCUUGGUACAACAAUAUGUCAGCUGGACCGUUCACAGUUGAUACACUAUCCGAUCAACAGACCAGGGGUUUUGGCAAUGCGCAAGAGAAGGAAAGAGGAGAGUUUUGAAUCUGAUGAGCCAUCCUCUCCUGUUUCUUUAUCCAUACCCACCUUGUCCACGUUGGUGCAAGGCAGAGACGAAAAAAGUGUAGCAUGCAGUAGAAACUCAUGGUCACGAUUAGAGCAGGAUUGGGGAGAGACAUCGAAAGGUUUCUCAGUGAUUCAACAUACUAGUUCAUUUGAGAAACAGGACACUUUGUUUACAGAGAGUCAAGGUAAAGAGGAGGAACAUAUUAAAUUCCCAUCUCAUGAGGAUGCGUCUCAAAAACAACAGGAACACUCGUCCAAACCAACACCUCGCAAACUGGUGCGCCAACGCAAUGUUCAAGUCCCUGAGAUAUUCAUCACUGAGGAUUCCAACACCAAUGUUAUUGAGUCUAUUCAGACACAAUCAGAAAUGGCCUCCCUAAUGCCUAAACAGACCAAGAGAACAGAGGAGUUCCAGUGGCCACAGAGGAGCCUCACCCUGUCUGGGGUCCCCAUCGAGAAGCUGCCCCCGAAGAAGAAACGAAUUCGCCUUGCCGAGGCCGCCCAGUCUUCAGGGGAGUCCAUGUCCAGCUUUGACUCCAUCUCCCUGCCUCGCAGCCCCAGCCAGGACAGCUGUGCAUCCCAUGCAUCUAGCCGCUCUGCAUCCUUUGAGGAGUCCACCAGACCCGGAGACAUGGAGACCCUGGCUGGGAUACCAUUGAGGAGGUCCAGGGCCCCUAACAUGUUGACCGUCCCAGGGCUGCAUCAUCACAAAAGGGAGAUGCGGCGGUCGGCCUCAGAGCAAGCACCUUACGACCCACAGCAGCAAUCUGUUUUGAUGGCAAUGUCAGAGAUGCGAAGCAAGUCCUUUGACUACAGCAGUUUGUCCCCUGAGCGCUCGGCGGCCGGCUGGAGAGACAGACGCAAAUGUCUCCUCAUGAGACACACUCCGGUCAGGGACCCAGAGGAGGAGGAGCAGCCUGCCAAACCUGCAGAACUGAAGCUGAACCCCAGUUCCUGCAUUAUUGCCAAACACACAGCACUAAAGGUGAACAACCCUUCUCACUGCAGCCCCAGUCCUGACCCUGUCAGUCCCAGCACCUUAUCUAGACAAAGCCCAGGUCCUCAACACCUUAGUUCGGCUGCUGGUUCCCCUCUGUCAGGCGAACCCACAUCCUGUAACCCUGUGCAAACUCUUUGUGGAGAGCCUCCCUCACAAUGGAAACUGGGUCAAAGUAUUCAGUUGACUGGACAUUGCUUUGAAGUUCUACCCUCUCAGAACUCUGUAGAAUCUCCUGAUCCCCUCCAGAGGGUAGCCCCAUCACCCCUCUGUUCAGGGAAGCCUGUAAUUAUCUCCCUCCGUCCUGUCCACACCUACAUCCACCCUGCCCAACCCCGCCCUGUCUACCCUCCCCACCCCCUCCCCACCCAGUGCCCAUUAGGGAUAGCUAGGGCCCACUACCUACCAAUAUCCACAGGCCUGAAGCUGGAGAUUCCAGUCCCAACUCACAGUCAUGAUGGACAUUCAGAGUUUGUAACACAUCCUCCGCAGAUCCUCCAUCCUCACCCUAACAUCACACUCAGCCCAGAGUUACUCCGGCCCUCCAUAUCACCAGCAGUAGCAGUAGUCCGGCUACAGGCAGACACCAACACCCUAGCCAGUGCCAUAUACACCACUCUGUCCCAAACCACAACAUCUAGGUCCCAGGAACCUGUUUGUUCUGCAUUAAACAGUGGCAWUAGAAAUACCCCAACGUCUGAACAUAACAGCCACCUGGUCAUGACUCUGCCUGUAAGCAGCAAGAGGUUGUCUGAGACUCUGCUACCAGUCAGCCAGUUGACUCUGCCUCCAGGCAACCACUUGGCUUUGCCUCUGGCUCCAGGCAGCCAGUUGUGGUCUGAGGAGGGCUGUAGAUCUUCAGGCUCAGGAAGCUACAAGCGCAUGUUAUCCCCUUCAAACAGUGUCGAUUUUAGCCCUGAGUCCAAACAGCAGCAGAAACGAGUGAAGGAGGAAGAAGAGGAGAGUUGUGUAGGAAACGUAAUCGCAGAAACAUCAACAAAAGAAGAAAAGGUUGAGAUUCCAACAUGUUUACCUAGGGUGUGUACUCCCAUAAGUCCAGAAGGACCUUCAUAUCCAACCCUUCAGUCCACCACCUCUCACAGCUGGUGUUAUCUGAACUACGUCAAGCCAAACCCCUCCACCUCGACUGACCAGCCCUCAGUGUACUCCUCCUGGUCUACCAGCGAGUAUGACCCCAACCCUCCAGGCCUCUCCACCAAGACAGCCCUGUCCCUGUUGGACUGCAAGCAGAGGGUCAGCUACACCAUCUAUACCAUGUCUCCCAUGUCAUCCACCCCUGCAGAGACCACACCAGAGCCUGCCGACAUGAAGACGCCAUGCCCUMCUGAGGUCCAUGCCACUCUGCCCGGCGACAGCCACCGUGUUGAGACAACAGAGCAAGAGCAGUCCGCAGAGGACAAGGAGCCAAAGAAAGAACGAGAGGAGGAGGAAGAGAAGGAAGAGAAGGAAAAAGAAGAGGAGGCCCAGUCAACCAGCAAAUGUAGAGAAGCUCCACCUCGUACCUGGAUCUGUGAGGGAGGCUACAGGUCUAGUGAGGAGUAUGUGUACGUGCGGGGUCGAGGCAGGGGCAGAUAUGUGUGUGAGGAGUGUGGCAUCCGCUGUAAGAAGCCUAGUAUGCUGCGCAAACACAUCCGCCUGCACACCGACUCACGACCCUACGUCUGCAAGCAUUGCAACUUUGCCUUCAAAACCAAAGGGAACCUCACUAAACACAUGAAGUCCAAGGCCCAUGGGAAGAAAUGCCAUGACGGGCCAAUGACUGGCUCUUCCCUGGAAGAGGCUGAGGAAGGAGGCAGUGAAGACUGCUCAGUCUGGCCAGAGACAGGACAGGACGAGCACCGAUACUCUGACGUCAGCGAAACUGAAGAAGAUGACGAUGACAACGAGUAUGAUGAUGAAGAUGAAGAUGGUGAAGAGGAGUCCUGGUCCCCUGAAGACCCUUCCUCCACAAGCCACCUGAAGCCACCCAAACCCCCAAACCAGAACAGAACCACAACAGACCAGGACAGGACCAGACCAUCCGGGCCAAGCCAGCCCAGCCAGCCUCAGAGGCUAAAUCCCCAGGAGCCAAGCCUCUGUUACCCUGCUGGUUCCCCCAGCAAGAAGAGAGCUCUGUUCUCCCGGAGAAGGCACCUGGACUGCGCUGGUCACCGCUCCCCACGCCACUGUCCAUCACCAACCCUAWCUCCAUCUCCAUCUCAUCSCCUGUCCUCAUCUCCAGCCCCAGCCCAAUCUCCAUCUCAUUGCCUGUCCUCAUCUCCAGCCCCAGCCCUAUCUCCAUCUCCAUCUCAUCACCUGUCCUCAUCUCCAUCUCAUCGCCUGUCCUCAUCUCCAUCUCAUUGCUUGCCCUCAUCUCCAGCCCCAGCCCUAUCUCCAUCUCCAACCCUAUCUCCAUCUCCAUCUCAUCGCCUGUCCUCAUCUCCAUCUCAUCGCCUGUCCUCAUCUCCAUCUCAUCACCUGUCCUCA
Molecule: messenger RNA, 5059 nt
Organism: Salvelinus sp. IW2-2015
Lineage: Eukaryota; Metazoa; Chordata; Actinopteri; Salmoniformes; Salmonidae
Product: transcription factor HIVEP3-like
Biological process (GO): regulation of transcription by RNA polymerase II
Cellular component (GO): nucleus
Molecular function (GO): DNA-binding transcription factor activity, RNA polymerase II-specific; RNA polymerase II cis-regulatory region sequence-specific DNA binding
Source: RefSeq, a predicted model, not a curated record